This is a messenger RNA of Lachancea nothofagi CBS 11611, 729 nucleotides long. NCBI's taxonomy places the organism in Eukaryota, Fungi, Ascomycota, Saccharomycetes, Saccharomycetales, Saccharomycetaceae. The record is from the annotation of a GenBank genome assembly.
AUGUCCACCACAAUAGCAUCUGAAUACUCUAACGAAGUAAAAAAUGUACCCAUUGAACACCAGUUUAACCCAUAUUCAGACAAUGGAGGUACGAUUCUAGGGAUUGCGGGCGAAGACUUCGCAGUUCUAGCGGGUGAUACAAGACAUACCACGGACUACUCAAUCAACUCGAGAUACGAACCCAAGGUUUUCGACUGUGGCGACAACAUCCUUAUUUCUGCGAAUGGGUUUGCCGCAGACGGAACAGCCUUGGUGAAAAGGUUCCAAAACAGUCUGAAAUGGUAUCACUUCGAUCACAAUGACAAGAAACUGUCUAUGAAAUCUGCUGCUAGAAAUAUACAGCAUCUUCUAUACGGCAAGCGAUUCUUUCCGUACUACGUACACACCAUCAUCGCGGGACUGGACGAGGAAGGCAAGGGUGCGGUGUAUUCGUUCGAUCCCGUGGGUUCUUACGAGAGAGAACAAUGCCGCGCCGGAGGUGCUGCUGCCUCGCUAAUCAUGCCCUUCUUGGACAACCAGGUGAACUUCAAAAAUCAAUACGAACCCGACAGCAACGGUACCAAGCGCAGGCCCUUGAAAUUUCUUUCGGUCGAAGAAGUGGUACAGCUGGUAAGAGAUGCGUUUUCGUCGGCUACUGAGAGACACAUCCAUGUUGGUGACGGAGUGGAGAUUCUUAUAGUCACGAAGGAAGGUGUGCGCACAGAGUUUUUCGAGCUGAAGAGAGAUUGA